CGGGACACAUUGAACAAGGGCGAAAAGCACAUCAUGGCAGUCGUGUUUGAGGGUGUAAGCCUCCGAUCUUUGUCAGAUCAUGGCGAUAUUUUACAAAGAACGGAAUCCAUUCUUAGAUUAGAAGUCGUUACUGAAAAUGAUCAGCCCGUCGUUACGAUAUAUAAUGGUUCGAGCGGCCAACAGAUGCUGAGGUUUUCACUUGACAGUAAAAAUGUGAAAUGUUGCCAGGCCAGCAAACACACAUAUCUUGUCAACAUGCAGGGCAGAUCCGUACUGCUGCAUUUUGGCUCUGACUUUGAGUUAUCCAGGUUCCAUAACAUCGUUGAGGGCGCUAUACAUAAUGCGUCCAGCACCGCCAAGGAAUCGGUGUUCACAGAAAGAACAGAAGAAGCCUCUGCAUCUCAGUACUUUCAGUUUUAUGGGUACUUGUCACAACAGCAGAACAUGAUGCAGGAUUACUUCAGGACCUCGACGUACCAAAAAGCCAUGCUGCAGAAUCAUGAGGACUUCAGGAAUAAGGUUGUGCUGGAUAUGGGAGCCGGGUCAGCAAUCUUGUCGUUUUUCGCAGUCCAAGCUGGUGCCAAGAAAGUCUAUGCUGUAGAAGCCAGCUCCAUCGCUCUCCAGGCACAGGCAUUAGUAGAAGCUAACAAGUUGUCUGAUCGUAUCACUAUUCUUGCCGGGAAAAUUGAAGAGUUACAAGUGCCUGAACAGGUUGAUAUUAUCAUCUCUGAACCGAUGGGCUACAUGUUAUUUAAUGAGCGCAUGCUGGAAAGUUAUCUACAUGCUAAGAAGUUCCUCAAACCAGGAGGCAAAAUGUUCCCCACCAUCGGUGAGCUUCACUGUGCACCGUUCUCAGAUGAUGCGAUCUACAUGGAGCAGUUCACAAAAGCCAAUUUCUGGUACCAGCAAUCCUUCCAUGGAGUGAAUCUCACCAGUCUAAGGGAAGAGGCCCUCCAGGAAUAUCUAAGACAACCUAUCGUUGACACCUUUGACAUCAGAAUAUGUCUGGCUCGGUCCCAGAAGUACACAGUGGAUUUCCUCAAGGCCCAUGAGAGUGAUCUACACAGAAUAGAAAUACCACUUCAGUUUAUUGCUCAUCAAUCUGGCGCUGUGCAUGGACUGGCUUUCUGGUUCGAUGUCGCCUUCUGCGGAACAAUGCAAACUGUGUGGCUGUCAACAGCACCCACAGAACCUCUCACACAUUGGUAUCAGGUACGAUGUCUACUAAGGGCCCCAAUCUAUGUCAAGCAAGGACAGAGUCUGUCUGGAAAAGUAGUACUCAUCGCUAAUAAAAGACAAAGUUAUGAUAUUGACAUCGAGUUGCAGUCCGACAGCAGCGGUGCCCGUUCCAACAACCGACUGGACCUGAAGAAUCCGUUCUUUCAUUACACGGGUCAGCAGCCGCAGCCCCCAACUGGUAGCCAUGAGACAUCUCCCAGUGAGAAGUAUUGGGAAGGAAUCCCUCAGCCUACUGCCGUUAAUGGUCUUCAAGAUACUAACAGCAUGCAGGGGGUGUCAUCUGUACAACCAAACAUGUCGCAAAGUUUUAAUCUUAUACCAUUGGCCAAUGCAGAACCAAUCAGCCAUACAGGCAUCCUACCAGGAGGCACGACCCAACGUCAGCAAACCAUUCAGAUCCCUUCAUCUGUAGGUGCCCUAAUGAGUAACGGUACGCUCCCCUAUAUGCAGAACGGACACAAUACCUUUGCAACCACAAACGCCUUCCCUAUGGUGGCCCCCGCUCAGUUCUCUAUCGUCGGAGCGACUGAUCAGCUAAGCCUCCAGCCAGGCACUGUUAUUCUUCAGGGUCAGCCAGGUGUCCAAGGGUAAAAAGGAUGUCAGGUAGUCAAGUAAGAUUCUUUAGACAUUACUAUUCCAUCGAUUCAUUAAUCUUGACAUGUAAUUUAAUCAGACCACAUAUAUCCCAUAAUAGAGAUUUGGUCGUCUUCUCCUCUUCUUUUUUAGCUAAUAAACUGUAUAAAUGAGUUCACUGUGGUGAUGCGUAAAGCCGUCCUCAGGUCGACCUACGAUUUGUUUGCACCCGCAUCAAACCAUCGGCAAUGUGCAGUCAAUGCUCAGGUCACAAUAACUGAAAAAUUGUGCGCCUGCCAUUGGGUCCCGACCCAAAUGUGAAUUUGCUUUACUCUUAGGACUGUUAAUUUUACGAGCGACGAUUGUGUCAGAUUGUCUUAAAAUCAUCGCAGUUACGCUCAGGUCGUAAAUAAUCUCCGACUAAAAAGUUCCCGAUGGUCUUAGCUCAGGCGCAGUGUGAUCCUGAAAAGUCAGUCGCCGACUGUUUUUUGUUGAUGCAAGGUCGAUCAGAGGCCGGCUUAAAAUUCACCGUGAAGAUGCGUAAAUUACAUUGUGGUGAUGCGUAAAGUUCACCAUGGUGAUGCAUAAAGUUGACUGUGGUGAUGCGUAAACUUCACCGUGGUGAUGCGUAAUUUGUGUGUCACCUGCUGUUUUUGUGCGGUGUAUUUUUUACAAUUUUUUUACAUGAGCCAUAUUCGUGCUGUGGCCAUUUUGUUAAAUUUCAUGUAGGCUGUAAAGAAAUACGAAUGCUACAUGUAGGACUUCUUCCAAACCAUUGUAUUAUGUUUGAGCCGAGGCUCAACACUCCGUAUGGUAUUGAAUACUGUGCAAAAUGUUCACUGCUUCAAAAUUGAUGACAGAGCCCACGUUUGCUUAGUCCAAGCUGGGAGUGGGGCCUAAGCUGGGAGCGGACUCAAGUUGGGAGUAGUGCCUUGUACCUUUUUAUAGUGUUUCUAGCAUCAAACGAAGCCAGAGACAACAAGCCAAGGUUUGGGAAUAGGCCCCUAGUGUUCAUUUUUAAGGUCACCUUGGAUAUAGUCUGGUACCUUUUUAUGCCGAGCUGUUGGUUGAUUGUACGUUGGACUGGCAAACAAGGAACCCAGCAAAACUGAUUGCUGUGAGAUACUCAUCAGAGCAGGGAAGUUUUCAAGAUCAAUAAAUUCACUACCAUUUUGCAAAUAAAAAUCUUUUUACAACAAGUUGAUCCUUUGUACCAUGUUAUGUUUACUUUCCGAGGAGGGUCUAUCCUGUUUACAACACUCAGUGUGAAUGUCUACACAAAGGAGCACAUUUUCUAAAAUUUAUUUAUUUGUGUUUUCUUAAAGUGAUUGGUAAGAAAUAAAAAUAAUGACUACAAUGGGAUUGUAAUGAAUUUACUCUUCAAAACAUCAUUGAAUACUUCGUAAAAGACUGUUAUUGUCAGCUUUGUCACAAAAUAAAUUUCCUGUAAAAAUUAUGAAAAUGUGGCAUUUGUUGUAAACAGCAAAUGUACCUUUUUUGCACCCCGAUAUCUUUACUCUUAUUGUGUUGUUAAGCUGAAUUAAGACAGGAAUCAUUGUGCUUGCUCUUGUAUACGGAGCAAUUGAAUAUACUGUUUUCUCUCAAUAAUCAAAUGUACAUACCAGAUUGUUACUUGUACCAUGUUUUGGCCGUUUCCAUCAUUUUUAGUAUAAAUGAAGAUCAGGGUUCUGUUUCAUGGCUCUGCUUAUGCUAAGCAUUUAUCAAGGCUUAGGUCAGUAGAAAAGAAUGUGCUUAAAUUAAGCAUAUUUGAGUAAGAAAAGUUUGCUUGUGUGUGUGCACACUUUAACGUUACUAAGCAUUCUUCUCUUUCAACAGCUUGUGCAGAAAUUUGGUACUAAGCUGAGAGAAUGGUGACUGUAAAGUGCUUAAUUUGGUACUAAGCUGAGAGAAUGGUGACUGUAAAGUGCUUAAUUUGGUACUAAGCUGAGAGAAUGGUGACUGUAAAGUGCUUAAUUUGGUACUAAGCUGAGAGAAUGGUGACUGUAAAGUGCUUAAUUUGGUACUAAGCUGAGAGAAUGGUGACUGUAAAGUGCUUAAUUUGGUACUAAGCUGAGAGAAUGGUGACUGUAAAGUGCUUAAUUUGGUACUAAGCUGAGAGAAUGGUGACUGUAAAGUGCUUAAUUUCACGGUAAGCCGAGCCAUGCAAUUAGGCCCUCGUAGUUGUAGAUUGUUGAAUAUUAAAUAAUGGUAAUAGAAUCUUUCCCAGUCGUUCGUGGUGUACAAGUAUUUACCUUUAGUUGUUUAAAAAGAAAACUAGCAAGUUGAGACUGUACUCAACUGGAGCUAGAGAUUUUCAUCAGCCAUUUUUGUAGGCUGCCCUCAAAUGCUUGGGGAUGUUAUAUUGUUCUUUUAUUUGUGCAAGCCCAUGAGUGAUGUUUGCCUGUAAACUUGAAAAAUAAAGCAUAUCAUAAGACACAAUA
Messenger RNA from Asterias rubens (European starfish), 4253 nucleotides. RefSeq names its product histone-arginine methyltransferase CARM1-like. Bases 34 to 1830 code for a protein of 598 amino acids. Lineage: Eukaryota; Metazoa; Echinodermata; Asteroidea; Forcipulatida; Asteriidae. The transcript is spliced from 13 exons. Gene Ontology annotation, biological process: peptidyl-arginine methylation. The record is from RefSeq and is a predicted model, not a curated record. Gene Ontology annotation, molecular function: protein-arginine N-methyltransferase activity.